AAAUCUUACGCUUGCAGUUCAGGCUUCUCCAGAUCUCAGCAGAGCAAGAUUGCGGAUUACUGCGUAUGGCCAGUGUUCUGGACUCAGCAGCUUCACUGCUGCGGGAUUGGCUUGUUUUCCCUUCCUUCCAGCACAGCAAACAUUUACAUAUGGCUCUCAAGCGCUUACUCUUGAGCCAGUAUCAAUGGGAUUUAGUAACAGGGGGAACCCUAUGCACCACACGCUCCCUGUGGUGGGUGAACCCUCCUGUUUUGCUCCUUGCUGUGGUGCGUGUGUGUCUUGUGGCUCCUACGCUCGUGUAGACUGGUGUGGAGUGUGUGGAGUCAGGGAGACUGGCCACAGCAAUUGGGUCACAGAGGGCCCUACUGGGUUUUGGAUGCAGUGCUUCAGGAAGUACCAGUGGGAAGGCAGCCGUGAGGAACUGAUCUCCAAGGAAGAAUGAAGUGAGCUGGGAGCAUCAGUAUGAAAUCAGGAGAACUGAACUGGAGGGCUGUUAUUUUCCAUUGGGAAGUGCUGUCAGAAGUAAUGAACAACCUGUUCAUAAAGUGCGGCAAGGAAGUUUCAGGUUAGGCAUCAGGAAAGCUUUUAACGUUAGAGAGAAAAAAGAGAGCACUAGAGUAAAUAGUUGAGGACAGCGCUCAUUUUUUGGAUGUCACCAGAAAGCUUUAAGAAUAGGUUAAGUGAACACCUGUCAGGAAUGAUGUCACUAUGAGUUGAUUCUUACUCUGGAAAAGGCAGCCUUCCUUCCUCUGGUCCUUGUGAUGUUUCUGUAUCAGUUUGGGAACAUUUGGAGCGGGAACAGUUGAAAACCAGUUAUUUGCUCACACCAAAACUUGGGCAUCUACUUGCAGUGUUUCAUAGCAAGUCUGGCACCAAGACUGGAAACGAUCAGAGUCAAUGUUAUGAUGUUGAAAAGCAAUGGAGAAUUUCACAAAGGACAGGUUGUGUUUAAUAUCACCUAUGUUAAUGGACAGGUAUAUCUAAAUGAUUUUCCUAUGAGAAGUGGAGUUGCCCACAUAACGUGUCAAACAGUAAUAUUGGAGAAUGGAAGCCUGGAUGACAUAGCAGAGCAGCAGCGCCUGGGAACUGUCAGCGUUCGCAUCAUGGUUCAUGAGUGGCCUUUGGCAUCCAGUUCUGAUUUGCAGUUGAUUGUCAUUCAGGAAGAAGUGACGGAAAUUGAUGGAAGACAGGUUCAGCAGGAAGAAGUAACAGAAAUAGAUAUCUUAGUGAAGGACCUGAGGGUACUGAGACAUUCAAACUACACUGUCCCUUUGAAAGAGAGUAUGCUGUAUUCCAUCCCAAGGGACAAUGAUGUGCUAUUUACGCUUCCCAACCUCUCAGGAAAAGAUAUUCAAGAUCCACUGCAAACUACCAGUCAGUACCUGAUCCGGCAAGUAGAAACCACAGUGGAUGAAGAGACAUUACCUGGCAAGUUACCAGAAACACCUCUUAGGAUAGAACCUCCAUCCUCCUACAAGGUGAUGUGCCAGUGGGUGGAAGACUUGAGAAAAUGGCUCUGCCGAUUCUGGUUUAAAUCUUUACCCAUUUUCUUUAAUCUGAUGGAAGUCAUUGUGGUUGGAGUUAUUGGAGCAGCGCUCAUUCUAAAAGUCUUAAAGGUCAUCUUCCCUUCCUGUGAGCCCAAAGGCAUCCUUCUCCUGGAUCAAAUGAGCUUUGUACCUGUGAUUACCAUCAGCUUGCCUUCAGAUGUUCCAGACAGGAAAAAUAAUUUAGAUGAGAGAACAUGUACUUAAUAAUGUAUUUACUUCAGAGUUGCUCUUUUUUUUGUUUUUUUUUUUUUUUGUUUUUAAUGAAUUUUUAGUUGACUUGAAAUUUGGCACUUGAUCUUAAUAAUUUGUUUCCUACUGAGAAAACUAAGUCAGUUGAUUAAUUGGUAAAGGGACGGUCAGGAUGAGGCCCAAAGCUGACUUCCCUGUGCCUCUUCAUAAACACGCAGCCUUCUUCAGAAGCUUCAAAAUACAACAGCUACCACUGAUUUUAACUUCUGUGAAGUCACUUCUCUGCAGCUCGGACAGGAUGCUGGCUGCCUUCACACCUAUAGAUAAAUCAGCUCUCCUAAGCAGCCAGCUGACAAAAUUCAGGGUGCCCUGAAGUCUCUAAAUACCACUUUUGAGAAAAGGACAAAGGAGUAUCACAAACGUUAACGUGUGCCUGCAAGCUGAAACAGAGCUGCCCAAACGGGGUUCAGGUCUCUUAGGGUUGAGUGUGCCUUGCAAGGAAAGUAUCACUACCACACAUUUGUAUUGCUCAAGUAAUUUGACAUAUAUGCAAAACAAAGUUUAAAAAGGCAGAUUUAUAUUUCAAGCACUUUAUACUUUUAUGACCCCUUAACGCUCAUAAACGUUAGCACUUGUAACGUGGCUUGUUCACAAGGUUCUUUUUGUAUUUGUGACAGUGCUAUGUGACAUCUCAAAAUCAAGGAAAAAGGAAUUAACAAUACUGGCUUACUAAGUAGGCCCAGUCUUCCCAUGCUGAUUUGUACUGUUCGUGUUUUUCAAAUAAACAUUUAAAUUGUUUAUUAAA
Messenger RNA from Numida meleagris (helmeted guineafowl), 2541 nucleotides. It is a transcript of the gene GINM1, whose product is annotated as glycoprotein integral membrane 1. The transcript has 8 exons. The record is from RefSeq and is a predicted model, not a curated record. Lineage: Eukaryota; Metazoa; Chordata; Aves; Galliformes; Numididae. The coding region runs from base 903 to 1751 and encodes 282 amino acids.